GAUCUCAAUAGUCCUUACAGAGCGUUAUGAACAGGCGGGCACACAUGGCAUGGUCAGAAAGCGACGAACGAACAGAGGACAUCCACAUGUAGAGAAAGCUGUAUGGCUUCGAUUUGCGAAAACAUCUGCUGCCUUCAUAUACACACACAGGCAUGUGCACACAUACAGAGUGUACAGAUAAAGACGCCCCCCAAUUAAUGCAUCAGUCAAUCAAUCAAAGCGGCCCGGCCACACACACAGCGCAACAAGAAGGAAAGUUGGCCGCCUGUCUGUCUGUCUGUCUGUCUCUUUGUCAGUCGAUGCUGACGAGUUUGAGUGCCAUGUUUUGGUACGACUUGAGCUCGAUCCACAGCGGCCCGCCGCCGCUGUGGCAUGACCAAUACGGAUCGUGGCGGUUGUAAUCCUGACACAUACACACACACGUGUGGCGUGUAGGCAUCGGUGAGGGGUGAGGGCGGCGUUGACGGCCGCUAUGACGGCAGUAGGCAGCUCGUUGAGCACCGCCGCAUGCUCCGUCAGCACCAGCUGGCGCUCACGGCGGUUCUCCUCUGUGGCCGUGGGGAUGGUGUUGAUGUCGGCCCCCGCCCGCAGCAGGCUGCGAUGAUCAGCUUGUACUUGUCACUCCCGGCGCGACACUCCUCCUUGUCGGCCUCGGGCGUCUCCGGGUCCUGCAGCUCUUGGGUGUGGUGAUCGAGCCAUCCGGUAGCUAUGGCGAGGGGCGUUUCGCCGAGGACUGUCCGUCUGUUGAUCUGGUCAGCAGCGGGCAGCUUGCGGCAGAGGGAGUCGGCUACGUAGAGAGAGUCAUGCAAUGCCGCUUCGUGCAGUGGCGUCCAUCCACCGCCGCUGGCUGCCGUCAUGUCGGCCCCGUUCGUCGUGAUAAGGUCGAGGUAGCUGUUGAUGAAGGACUGGGGAUAGUUCCCUUUGGCCCAAACGGCUGCCAGGUGCACCAGGUUUUCAUCGAAACGUCGUUCGGUGGCGAGGGUGGGGUCUCGUGCGAUGACUUCCCGAAACAUCGACAGCAGCACCUCUUGGUAGUCUGGAGGAGGGUCACUCAGGGGACGGGGCAGCGCCAUCACCAUUACUGCGCCGUCUUGUGCAGGCAGGUCGAUGUCGGGGCGGGCCGUCAGCACGUCGAAUGCCGUCUGAUCGCCGGAUGCAAUCGCCCGCCGAAUGGGCCGCACGAGGUCCUCUUCGUCAUCGGCUGUCGCGUUGGGGUCGGCGCCUUGGUUGAUGAGUGCGGCCAGGAUGGCCGACUGCAGCUUGUCAGACGACCAGUGUGGCAGGGCGACGGGACGCUCAUAACCAUCAUCACUUGCAUGGAUGGUCGGGACGGCAUAAUCCGACUUGUUGUCAAUGGCGAGAUGGACCAGCGAGUAGGGAAUGCCAGCACACCCGCUGCCCUUCUGCCGCAGUCGAGGCACCACAUGGGGGUCGGCACCCUGCUCGAUGAGGUCGGUCGCGUGCUGCGGGGCGGAGAUGGUGCGGCCGAUGAUGCCCAGCGUCAGCUCCUUGGUGAGGCUGUCCGUGUCGUGGGGGAAACGAGCCUCGAUGUCAUUGGCUCCCCCGAAGCCGUCAGGCACCUCAACCGUGGUGGCCACCACCACAGGAUGGCCUGCAACACACACACACACAGCCACCACACGACACACACAGUGAAGGAAUGUGUGUGCGGAUCACAUUCUGUCUGUCUGACUGCCUGGCGUACCGUCCUCCUCAUAACCGUCGUCAUAGUCGUCAUAGUCGUCGUCAUCGAUGCCGUCGCCCAGCGGCCCAUCGUCGUUAUCACUGUCGUCCUGCACACCAUCCUGCCGCAACAAACAGGAACAGAGAGGAAACCCGCUGACGCUCGUCGCACGGGGCGGUUGGUGCUGUCAAUGAGUGACUCACCGAUUCGGAUUCGCUAUCAGCUGCCGCCUGUAGACCUUCCUCCUCCUCCUCCUCCUCCUCCUCCUCGGCCAUCUCACCAUCCUCCUCCUCUCGCAACAAAUCUGAAACGAAGACAUUCCAACACAUUCGUCAGCAAAAGCAAGAAUGAGUGUGCUGCUGGCCGCUGAUGUGUUGAUCAGUCUGUGUGGCGUGCUGUUGACUCACCACUGUCAGCGUUCUUGUCGUCUUGCCCGUCUGGCUGCCCGCCACCCUUGUUGUCCUCUUCUCUGUGUGUGGCGUACCUGCGUCGCCACCGUCACAGAGGCGUACCUGCGUCGCCACCUGCACCCACAUGGCCUCUGUGUCCGCAGCAGAGGCCAUGUGGGUGUCUUGACCCUCGGACAUGUCACUCAAACAGACACCAACAGCUGCACCGACCACACACACAGAGAGGCGACAAGAGAUGGGCAGACACCUGCUGCAGGUGUUGUGUGUGUGUUCGCCCACCUAGCUAUGAGUCAAAUGGUACAAUGGCGCUCAAACAAGCCGCCCCGUCACCAAGACCGACCUGCACAACACGACACCGACACACAGAGGCAGCAAGUCACCUGACGACUGGUG
Molecule: messenger RNA, 2487 nt
Organism: Vitrella brassicaformis
Lineage: Eukaryota; Vitrellaceae
Source: the annotation of a GenBank genome assembly